AUGGGUGUUACUGACAAGGUAUGGGGCGAGUACCCCAUUUACUAUAAGAAUCCCAUCAAGUGGAUGAGAUACCAUGCACACACCAAGCCUCAGUUCUUCUGGUCUGUGGCAUUAGGAUUAGCUGGUCCUGUUUUAUUAUUGCUUACACCUUUAAGAAGAAAGUACAUCUAUGCUGAUCAUGAACCUAUUCCAUAUGUAUAUCCUCUUCCCAAUAGACCAAGAGACAAGAACUUGAGUGGUUUUGAUGAUUAA
Molecule: messenger RNA, 252 nt
Organism: Lizanozyma spartinae
Lineage: Eukaryota; Fungi; Ascomycota; Pichiomycetes; Serinales; Debaryomycetaceae
Exons: 2
Coding region: 1-252 (83 amino acids)
Source: RefSeq, a predicted model, not a curated record